Microthlaspi erraticum is the source of this 447-nucleotide messenger RNA. Lineage: Eukaryota; Viridiplantae; Streptophyta; Magnoliopsida; Brassicales; Brassicaceae. The record is from the annotation of a GenBank genome assembly.
AUGGUAGACUAUGUCUCCUCAGAUCAUAUAUAUGGAGUGGUAGGGAAAUCCUCCUCCGGAGUUGAUGGUGAAAACCUCCUCUAUGUAGCGGAGUUGAUGACUAUGUCUCCUCCCAGAUCUAAAUUUCUGUCUUUCAAUUUAUGCCUUUCAAUUUUGUUAUUCUGUUUAAAGUUUUCAAAAGAAUUCAGUGGCCUGAUGGUGCCACGAUUUGAGAUUAAGGAUGGAGAUACUUGUCUAGCAGACAGUGCUACGACACAUACAAUACUCAAAGAUAAGAAGUAUUUCUCCUAUCUCAAAAUGAAAGACUCCGCUGAAAGCGUGAGUACUAUAUGCGGUAGUGCAAAGAUAAUACUUGGCUCUGGGAGUGCAAGUUUUUCAUUGCCAAGGGGAACGAAAUUUGAAGUGCGAGAUGCACUAUAUUCCCCGAGUCUCACCGGAACUUAUUAA